Messenger RNA from Epinephelus fuscoguttatus (brown-marbled grouper), 5311 nucleotides. RefSeq names its product family with sequence similarity 189 member B (gene entrep3). The transcript is spliced from 14 exons. Gene Ontology annotation, cellular component: membrane. NCBI's taxonomy places the organism in Eukaryota, Metazoa, Chordata, Actinopteri, Perciformes, Serranidae. The record is from RefSeq and is a predicted model, not a curated record. Bases 1295 to 3523 code for a protein of 742 amino acids.
GUUUGCAAACACGAUACAUUCCUUCUCCAGUGCCGGAGCUGUGCCGAGGAGCAGAGGAGGAGACGUGAGAGCAGCAGAGGGAGGGGCCACCUCAACCAAGAAUCACUCAUAACUCACUUGGAUGGAUUUAAGCAUGUCAUCCCGGACAUAGGUAGACUACGGGCUAUGUUGUGUUCAUGUGACGUGUGGUGGGAGGCAGUGAGGUAAACGUCCGGAUACACACACACACACACACACACACACACACACACACACACACACAAACACACGGGCUGAACGGGAUGCCCGCGUGACUGCAGGGAGGAAAGAGGCGGCGGAGGAGGAGAAGGAGGAGGAGGAAGGGGGGUCUAGGUGCGUGUGUGGACCACCGCAAAACCCCCGAGGUGGAGUUGUCAAAGAUCAAAACCUGUACGGAGAAAUUAAUUCCAGCCCGGCUGCUAUUUUUGGUGCAGUUUGAAAAUCGAUGGAGGAUAUUUAUUUCCUGUCCACGUCGAGGUAAUUAGUCUCGCUUCCCGAACGCACCGAUGUGAUCUUGGGGCUUUGAUCUCCACACCGUCUUCUUUCUUUUUGCCGUGACAGCAUGAGGACCUAACAUAAGGUCGCGGGAGGGGAGCGCACAUGUUCGGAUGUUGCUCCUCCUGAUUGGACACACGGACUGACCGGCUCGUGUCAUCUCUGCUGGGGGUGAAACAGCGAGCUGCUUUUCUUUGGGAUGCUUUAAAAUCUGCGGCCUGCUCUGGUCUCCAGUUACCGCAAUGCCACUGGCGAGAGGAGGGAGAGGUGGAAGGCAGAGGAUGGAGAGGAGGGAGCAGCAUAAAGCAAAUGAGUUUAUCAGUGAUGUGUAGAUUGCAGCAUAUAAAUAGUGUGGUUGUGUUUUAAUCAGAGAAUGGUAUAGGCUGUAUAGGUGAUAGUGGCCUGUGAAGUGCAUGGGAUGAAACAGACACUGUAUUGACUGAAGCUAUCUUAGUAUCAUGGCUGAAACGUCAUAUGAGGUGAGUACGGUGGCUGCGAGUGUGUAGUGGCUGCUCAAUUCUCAACUUUCUGCUGACAAAGUUCUUGGACUCACUCACCGGACUAUAGUGCGCACCAUGGGGCAUUGCGCAGAACCUAUGGCACCUGCCAGUGGAGAGCUUGGUGCAUAACUGUGACAGAGUGGAGCUCUGAAGCCAGCAUUUAUGUCUCUCCCUCUUCUCCACGCCCGCACGUCUACCCACACAGCUGAACUUUAUUUGAUGAGCCCAGUGUAAGCGUGAAAGCUCUCCCAGCCUCCUCCGCACACACCGACGAGCCUGACAUGCCUUCGCCAUCGGACUCCAGCAGCGUGGCUUCGGCCUCGGGGUCUCGGGGCUGGUCGGACAGCCGCAGGGGCAUGUCGGGCCGGGGGCCUGGUGGGGCACGGUUACUCCUGUACCUGGGGCUUUGCCACCUGGGCCUUGGAGCCAUGGUUCUGGCCUUCUCCUUCACCAGCAUGGCCUUCACCUCCUCAGCCCGUGUGAGGCAGUCCUGUCCAUUCUGGGCUGGCUUCUUUGUGGUGGCAUCAGGGAUAGUUGGAAUAAUCUCAUGGAGGAGACCUCUGACGCUGGUGGUGUCACUGUUCAUGUUGCUGUCUGCGGUGUGUGUGAUCCUCAGCCUGGCCGGCUCCAUGCUCUCCUGUCAGAACGCGCAGAUGGUCAAGUCUAUGCUCACCUGCCAGGUGGAGAAUGGUGUGUGCGUGUGCUGCGCGCCCACUCACUCCUGCUCCAUCACAGAAGAGGAGACCCUGGUGCUCUACCUGAAUGCUGACUGUCACUCAGUCAGGCAUCAGCUGAAGGACCUUCUGUUCAGUGCAUGCGGUCUCAGCAUUCUCUCCACCAUCAUCUGUACUCUGUCCACUGUGACGUGCAGCAUCCACAUAUUCUCCCUGGACCUCGUGCACCUGCUGGCCCCGCAUCGCUCUCGUUCAGUCAACCCAGAAUGCACCACUCCUCAGGACGCCUUCCUGACCAACAUCAUGGACUUUGAGGAGUUUGUCCCACCCAUCCCUCCGCCCCCGUACUAUCCUCCUGAGUACACCUGCAGCUCUGAAACAGACGCUCAGAGCAUCACUUACAAUGGCUCCAUGGAGAGCCCUGUUCCUCUCUACCCCACCGACUGCCCUCCUCCGUAUGAGGCUGUGAUGGGACAAAGAGCUGCAAGCCAGGCAACAGUGUUUGAUCCCCAUGGCACUGAGCUGUCUGGAGAGAGAGGGACUUCAACUGCCUUCAGUGGAGAAGUGUCCAUGGACAGUGGAUCUCUGCUGAUGUCAGAGAUUGUGGACAUCCCUGAUGAUUCCUCCCCCUCUGAGGACUCCUGUCUGAUGGAGGUCGGGCUGAGGACUCAGGGGGACAGGGGCAACAGGAACGCUGGCGAGGGGGGAGACGGAGGAGACAGUGGGGAGUACAUCAGCUUUCGUGGUCCCCCGUCUCAGACGCCAGAGAGUCCUCUGGCAGGAGGACCGAGAGCCAGGCGCUUCAUCAGAGGAGAGCGGUCCAACUCGUGCUCUUCGCCCAGCACGGCAACCACCACAUACAGGUCUCCAGUAUUGCGUCGCCAGGCCAUGCUUGCUAGUAGCUGUUCCCAGCUGGAAGCAAUAGGGAAAUCCACAUCUCCGCAGCAGUCCUCUGUCCCAGAGUUUCGAGUUCGCCCCUCCAUUCCCUCACACCAAGGAGCUGCCCCAUUCUCCUCUGCUCCUCCCAUUUCGUUGUCCCCAGCUGCCAGUGAGCAGAGUGGUGGUCAGGGUAAUGGGCCACCCCUCCCAGGCCAACCAUUGUACCUUCGACGAAGGGCUGGUAAAGGUGAGAAGGAUGGAGAGGGUGUGAGGAGGGGUAGUGAAGGACUCCUGCGUCUUGUGAGGUCACACAGUGAGCCAGGCCUCGGCUCUUCGACUGAUACAGUUGACUUUGGCUCUGGAGGCAGCAAAGUAUCUAUGGACACAGGUCCGUCCUCUGAGGCAUGUCUGCUGCCCCGCACCUCUUUACCUCCUGCCACAGCUCUACCAAGGAAAGGCAGCGUGAAAUCAGCAGCCACAGGGUUGCAGGUCCCCUCCAAACCUCCCCCCACCUCUCCACUGCGUUUACCUAAAGACUGUCACCGUUCCCUAGGAGACCUUAAGGUGACUCGGGGUCUGGUGGCUCGCUUCCUGCAGCGCUCCAAACGCAACCUGUCACCCUCUUCCGAGCAUGCUGGGAGCACAGGGCAGGGGCCUAAGAGGAGGAGUGGAGUUGAGGGCGCUGCCACCAACCACCUGCCCUUGGAGCAAGUGUUGCUGACCCCUUGGAACGCCAGCCGAGGACACCCCGCCCAUCACCCUCAUCGCCGUGGACACCACCACUCCCAUAGUGACAGUCGACACAACAGGCACCACGGCGGUCGGGUGCCAGAGGGGAUCCACCUGCGCAGUUGUGGGGAUUUAAGUUCCUCAUCCUCAUUGUCACUACGUCGAUUAGUGACACCUCAUCCACCGCAUGGGUCAUCAGGCGCUCUCUACUCAGAGUCUGUGCUGUGAGGAGGGGAGGAAUAAGGGAGGGAUGGAGGAGGUUGACAAGGUUGUGAGGAAGACGGGGAUAGGAGGCUGAUUAAAAGGAGAGUCUGAGGCAGUGCAGUGGAGAUAUCUAUCGUCCCUCCUUUUCCUCUUUGUCACCUGCGUUUCCUGAAGCCAACUGUGCAAAUGGCCUUAUUCAGUGGUGCUCUUUAUCACUCUGAACAUCAGCCCAGAGCUCACGCUUCUCCACUCUUCAACAUCAGUGAAACAGUCACUAGAUGCUUAUUUCUGGUGGUUCGAACAUAAGAAAAAAAAAUCGGAGACAAACAACCAGAAGCAUCUUUUUCCCUCUCUCAAAACUCAUCUGAACACAUAUCUUCCUCAAGACUGGAGACCGAUCUCAACUGGCAUUCAUGCUACAACAACCACUUACUCACAUGUACAUUCAGUCUAAUUAUAAUAAUGAUUAUGGGUUGCAAUAUGCUUCUGGCCCUUUUGUACAUUGCUAUUCAUCCGCAGGAUCGCUCAGGUGAAGUGAUCACAGAAACCCUUAUUUUGUCUUCCAUUUAUAAAAGAAAAAAGCAUCUCAAUAAACAUAGCUAGCUGAGUCCAAUGUAAGAUAAACAGAUGAGGCUGCACACGGAAAAACCCUUAACUGAGUUGCUGAUUUUGUCUUCUUUUUUUUUCUUUUUUUUCAAUUCAGAUUCCCACUUUCUCCACGUUUUUCCACCUCCACACUGGCCUUCAAAAAAGAAAAGGCAGCCAGCAUUUUUAACACUGACAUUAAUGCACGCCACAGACACAUGCUCAGCCUUUGAAACGUAUUCCCUGUGGGUGGCCCCUGGACACGGUGGUUUGAUUUGCAUAUGUGCAUGUUUUGCUACAGCCUUCCAAAUACAACAGGAACCUUGUGCAUUCAAUCCUGACCGUCUGUGUAACUAAAUAACAUGUCCUCAGAAUGUCUUUAUCUGCAUGUUUUUGACAAUGCUUCUUACUUUUUUUCCUCUUGCACCCGAGACCUAUGAUAGUAGCCAUUUGAAAUGUGUUUGUGUUUAUAGGUAGCUGAAGGGGAAGGUCGAAGAUGCGCAGUGCUCCCAAAGUUUUAUGCCAGAUGGCUCCAAACAUGCCUCUGCAUCCUAAUUUGAGUUUGAGGUUUUGAACAUGUUUCAAGUGCACUGGCUUCAGCAGCCAGAUCCUGUACGAUAAGAGGUGUAAAUUGCACUGUGACUCUGAUGACGAGAAGAGUCUUUUGCAAUAAAUGUACAGAAAAAUUUGUCAUGAGGUUGGGCUCCACACAAUGUGUUGGAAUGGUUCUUUUGCAGGGGGUUGUGGAUGGGUGGUAAAUAAAAAACAAAAAAGACUUGAUGGAUCUGGCAGCUCUGGAUACUGGGUUUUGAAGUAUAUAAAUAUUUGUGUCAGAUUGGAGUUUUAUUCUUUGGAAAGUCUUUUUGGUGUGCUCACUAAGUGAUGAUAUUGACUCCAUAUCAGUAAAGGCACAUUUUGGAUACAGUCAUAUGUAUGUACCUAAUUUUAAUAAUGUACACGCAUACACACUUUGCCUGCACACAAACACAGGCACACCCAUACACUCCCUUAUUAAGGCACUGAGCUGUAUUUCUACCUCCUGUCUUGCAUAAAACAUUAUUUAUUUGAAGAAAUGUAUAUCUGUAUGGCAGGCUUAACAGAAUAGAGCCUUGAAAUCUGAAUAAUAAAUGUAACUAAAUAUGACACCUAAUCCAGAUUUUAAAUGCAGUGUCAAUGGCAAAACUUUCAAUGCAAGAUAUGUAUUUGAAAAUAUGAAAUAAAUGAUAG